UAUACAUAUAGACCAAACUUGAACAUAUUUCACUAAAUUUCAUCUUCCACCUACUGUUCAAUUCCUACACUUUCAAAGAUCCAAAUACCAGAUAAUAUCAUCUGAGACAUAUAUGUAUCAAUUAUGAGUUCGGAGAAAAAAUUAGCAAACGCGGUAGGCGCGAAAACAGCUAGGGCUUGUGACAAUUGCAUAAGAAAAAGGGCGCGAUGGUAUUGUGCAGCCGAUGAUGCUUUCUUGUGUCAAUCUUGCGAUUCUUCCGUUCAUUCGGCCAAUUCCUUGGCUCGUAGGCACGAAAGGGUUCGUCUUAAAACAUCAUCUCUUAAAUCGUCAGAUGAAUUUCCCAAUUUGGAAAGUUCAGUCUCAGACUCAAUCUCAACCUCAAUCCCAUCAUGGCACCAUGGAUUUACUCGAAAAGCGCGAACACCUAGGCAUGCAAAAAGAGUUAAAUCCACGGAGGACGAGGAGGAAAUGAAAAACCCUAUUCAACUCGUCGUCCCAGAGAUAUUAAGUGAUGAGAAUUCGCAUGAUGAGAACGAAGAAGAGCAACUCCUAUAUCGUGUACCUACUUACGAUCCCUUCGUGGCGGAUGCUAAUUAUGGUAAUGAGUAUUCUUCUAAAGAGAUGAAAAAUGAUUUUGUUAAUGAUGAUGUGAAUAGGUUUCAUGGGAUGCUAGCUCCAUCAGAGAUGGAGCUAGCAGAAUUCGCGGCGGAUGUGGAAAGUUUAUUGGGGAAAGGACUUGAUGAUGAAGAGUCGUUUAGUUACAUGGAAGGGUUAGGUUUUUUGGAGAAACAUGAUGAGAAAUUAGUGAAGGUUGAAGAUGAAGGAGAAAAGGAAUUUGUCGAUAUGAAUUGUACUAGUUAUGAUAAUCAAGUUGAUUAUUCAAAGAUUGAUAUGGUUGGAGAGACGUUUGAGCUCAAGUUUGAUUAUGAUUCACCAGUUAUUAACUUAGAAGAAGAUAAAAAAGUUGAAGUUGGGGAGAUAAAUAUGGAGGAUAUUGAUAGUGGAAAAAAUAAUAAUAAUAAUAAGAUUUUGUUAAAUCUUGAUUAUGGAGGUGUUUUAAAUACUUGGGCUGACCAAAGGUCUCCUUGGACUACCGGCGAGCGACCUGAAAUUGAUUUCAACGACUGCUGGCCACUAUGCAUGGGAAAUUGUGGAAAAAUUCAUCCAUAUGGAGAGAUGGGAAUAAUGACUGGACAUGGAGGAGUAAUGGAUGAAGGAAGAGAAGCAAGAGUAUUAAGGUACAAGGAGAAGCGACGAACGAGGUUGUUCUCCAAGAAAAUAAGGUACGAGGUCAGGAAAUUGAACGCUGAAAAGAGGCCACGAAUGAAAGGAAGGUUCGUCAAGAGGACCAAUUUUGCACCAACCCCUUUUCCUUCGCUUAAUAAAUAAGUGAAGAUUUAAGCACAGGCAGAUUUAGAGCUUUUUUGUGAGUUCAACUGAACUCAUUGCUUUCAAUUCAAUCGAACUAUGUAUACGUAUGAGGAUUUUUUUUUCUUUAAAAUGUAUACAUAGAUCACACACGUUCUGAAUCUACUGACUCUCGAUCCUACAUUCGCCUAUAUAUGUUUUUAAGGAUCAAGUUUACGUGCUAUAUAUGUAGUACAAGUAAACUCGGAAGUCCUUUCCUAGAUGUAUGCAUAGAGAUUACAAUAUAAUGGUACUGCUAGAAAAAUUGUCAUUUUGA
Lycium ferocissimum is the source of this 1684-nucleotide messenger RNA. Its product is annotated as zinc finger protein CONSTANS-LIKE 16-like. The transcript has 2 exons. The coding region runs from base 124 to 1389 and encodes 421 amino acids. Gene Ontology annotation, biological process: regulation of DNA-templated transcription. Gene Ontology annotation, molecular function: protein binding; zinc ion binding. Lineage: Eukaryota; Viridiplantae; Streptophyta; Magnoliopsida; Solanales; Solanaceae. Gene Ontology annotation, cellular component: nucleus. The record is from RefSeq and is a predicted model, not a curated record.